AUGGUGCGCAAUGUGGAUGACCUGGAUUUCUGCCUGGCCUCGCACCCGCAGAGCAUGUUAGAGGGGCUGCGGGCGCUGCGCUCCAACCCCAAGCUCUCGGAUGUCACGCUGCUGGUGGGCGGCCGGGAGUUCAGUUGCCACCGCAGCGUGCUGGCGCUCUGCAGCGUCUACUUCCACGCCAUGUUCAGCGGGGAGUUUGUCGAGAGCAUCUCGGCGAGAGUGGAGCUGAAGGAGAUUGAGCCCGCUGCCAUGGAGAGCCUGAUCGAAUUCGCCUACACAGGCAAGUUGACUAUCAACCAGCAGAAUGUGGAGUCCCUGACCCAGACCUCCAACCUGCUGCAGUUCAGCAGUGUCCAGAAAGUUUGCAGCCGCUACCUCCAGCACCAGAUUGACCCUACCAACUGCCUGGGCAUCUAUGAGCUCGGCGAGAUGUACGGCUGUCCGGAGGUCACUGCCAAAGCACGCUCCUUCCUCCUAGAAAACUUCGAGGCAGUGUCCCAAAGUGAGGAGUUCCUCCUGCUGGGCAGCGAGAGGCUCCUGGGCUACCUCGGCGCUGAACUGCUGCAGAUCCAGGAGGAGCAGUCCCUGGUGCAGGCUUUCCUCCGCUGGAUACGGCAUGAUGAAGCCCAGAGGAGCUGCCUGCUUCCCGAACUCUUCGAGCUGGUCCACUUGCCCUUGCUGUCGGUGGAGUAUCUGAGAGACCAGCUUUUGCCUGACAAGCUCAUUCAGGGGUGUGAGUCCUGCAGGAGACGGAUAGAGGGAUUUCACAGCAAGGCCCCGCUAGCCAGUAUUCAGAGGCUGCAGGAGGUCCUGGUGGUUGUUGGAGGAAGGGCAAUGGAUGAUUCUGAUGAUGACCAGAUGCUGUCACAAAACUGUGCUUUUUACAACACCAAGACAAACCACUGGUCCAUCCUUCCAGAUUUCCCGGAUCACUACAAAUGGGGAUUCUCACUCACAGCCUUGAACAAUGACGUCUAUGUUACUGGGGGUUCCAGAGGCAGCAAGACUGACGCGUGGUCAACAACCCAAUCUUGGAAAUUCCAUUCCAAAGAAGGGGCCUGGAAGCCCAUUGCUCCCAUGUUGAAACCCAGAACCAACCAUGCUACGACAGCUUUAAAUGGCGAACUCUAUGCUGUUGGAGGUACGACUCUAGAUGUAGUGGAAGUGGAACGAUAUGACCCGUACAAUGAUAGCUGGGCCACGAUUGACCCUAUGGUGAAGUAUGUCACUAACUUCACUGUCACGGGCUGUGUGGGAAAACUCUAUGUGAUUGGUUCGUGUGCAGCCAAGUACAAUGUUCUCACUCUACAGUGUUAUAAUCCUGUCACAGAUAACUGGAGUGUUAUUGCCUCUCCAUUCAUUCCCAAGUACCUUUCAGCUCCGUGCUGUGUUUCUGUAGAUGCUGUGAUUUACUUAAUCGGAGACAACACAAAGAAAGUCUACGCAUAUGAUUCUGAGGCCAACAUGUGGCAGAAGGUCCAGUUGCUGCAUAAGCUCCAUGAGAAUGGGGGCAUGGUGGUGAUUGCUGGGAAGAUCUAUGUUACCGGUGGUCACUGGAAAGGGAUGGAAGGAGACUAUAGUGUGGAGUUGGAGGUGUAUGAUUGUGCCAAGGACGUGUGGACUGUCGAAGGUUCCCUGCCGCGUCCCUGGCUUUAUCAUGGGUCUUGUUCCAUUUUCAUUGACACGUCAAGAUGGACUGAACUGUUCCCGGACAGUGACACCUAGAGAAACCCAC
Messenger RNA from Rhincodon typus (whale shark), 1735 nucleotides. RefSeq names its product kelch-like family member 30 (gene klhl30). The coding region runs from base 1 to 1725 and encodes 574 amino acids. NCBI's taxonomy places the organism in Eukaryota, Metazoa, Chordata, Chondrichthyes, Orectolobiformes, Rhincodontidae. The record is from RefSeq and is a predicted model, not a curated record. Gene Ontology annotation, molecular function: protein binding. The transcript has 9 exons.